Salvia splendens (bonfire salvia) is the source of this 1270-nucleotide messenger RNA. RefSeq names its product zinc-finger homeodomain protein 10. NCBI's taxonomy places the organism in Eukaryota, Viridiplantae, Streptophyta, Magnoliopsida, Lamiales, Lamiaceae. Gene Ontology annotation, molecular function: DNA-binding transcription factor activity; transcription cis-regulatory region binding. Gene Ontology annotation, biological process: regulation of DNA-templated transcription; regulation of developmental process. The transcript has a single exon. Gene Ontology annotation, cellular component: nucleus. The record is from RefSeq and is a predicted model, not a curated record. Bases 188 to 1021 code for a protein of 277 amino acids.
UUGACAUUAUUGGGAAACAUAACUUUUUUUGUCAAGUUGUUAUCUCUCCCCUCAAACCCCACGCAAUAAAAACCCCCAACUUUAACCAAUCUCCUAAAUCACCCAAUUUCUUUCAGUGCCAAUCCCAAAUCAAGAUCCCCCCCUUAUUUAACAACCCUAACCCCCCAAAAAUUGCCUCACACUACCAAUGGAUAUAGACUUGACCCCAACUCCCACCUCCACCAACGACACCGAAUUCGACACGCCGCCGCACACCUCCAAUCCCUUAUCCUUCACCAACGGUGCCAAGCGCCGCCAGCCCCCGCCGCCGCCCGUCGCCGUGGCCUACAAAGAAUGCAUGAAGAACCAUGCAGCCGGCAUCGGCGGCCACGCGGUGGACGGGUGCGGCGAGUUCAUGCCCCCUCCCCCGUCCACCACCGCAGUGGCCCCCGCGGCGCUAACAUGCGCCGCGUGUGGCUGCCACCGCAACUUCCACCGCCGCGACCCCGAGUCCCCCACCUCCGCAGCCAUAACCCCGCCCUUCCUUGACUUCCGCCACCCUCCCCUCCCGAAGCGCUUCUCCCUCUCGCCGCCGCCACCGCAUGUUUUUUUCGGGUUCUCUGCCGCCGACGACCACCACCCGGCGCCGGUGACCCCCACCGUGGAAAAUCCGAUCGGCCGGAAGCGAUUCCGGACGAAAUUCAGCCAAAUUCAGAAGGAAAAAAUGCGCUCCUUUUCGGUGAAAUUAGGUUGGAAAAUGCAGAAAUCCGACGAUGCGGCGGUGAAGGAAUUCUGCAACGAAAUCGGAGUUUCGAAAGGAGUGCUGAAGGUGUGGAUGCACAACAAUAAAAACAUAUGCAGAAGGGAAUCGAGCAGCGGCGGCGGCGGCGUGAAUAAUGAGAGUGUGAUGAGCUACGAGCACAGCGGAAGCGGCGGGAGCGGAGGGGAGGAGCGGAAGAGGGAGAAUAAUAACGGUAAUAUUUUCGUUGAAAAUGGAAACGGAGUUCAUCAUUUCGAUGGCUCGUCGUCUUCGCCGGCGUGAUGUGAUGUAACAUUUUUAUUAGGGAGAUUAAUUAAUUAAUGGUGUUCGCUUCUUGGUGAUUAACGGUAAUUAGUUAACCGCUGAUCGAAAGCUGGAAUAGAUUAGUACUCCUAAUUAGCAAUUAAUAAAUUGGAUUAGUGAUUUUCAACGAGGGGGAGAGGUGAUUUCAUUUGUGUUGAUUACUAAUCUUUAUUUGCUGCUGAUCUUUUUCUCUAGUUUACGCAUAUAAUGCAGUAUUAAUUGGUCAAA